AAAUGUCCCCACUUUGUAGAUUGGCCCGCCCAAAAUAAAUCGAUUUGAAAGUUGAAACUCUCAUUUUUUAGAGUCUCUCUCUCUCUUUUCAUCUUUUGGUUUCAAGAAUGAAGGCUUAGGAGACUUCAUCUCUUUAGAGACUUAACCGCAAUAACAAGUCUUCUUAAGUUCUUAGUUUCUCUUUUCUUGAAUUGAUUGUUGAGUAUCUUUCUUGUUAGCUGAGUGACAUUUUUGUUUCUGUGUUUUGUUUUUAUUUCUUCGGGACGGUGAUGGCCACCGAGUCGACGGUCCAACUAAGGCUCGUUCGUUGUCCCAAGUGCAAGAAUCUCUUACCAGAGCCUAAAGAUUGCUCCUUUUUUCAGUGUGGUGGUUGUGGAACCGUUCUUUGCGCCAAAAACAAGGAUCGUGAAGCAGAUUUGGUGUCGGUUGAGUCCGUGGAUAAUACCGCCAAAGCAGCUGAAGUUAACUCUGUUUUAAGUGAUUAUGACUCUGAUUCCAAUUUUUCAUUAAGAGACCAACAUAAUGGUCAAACAGAGACUUGGGAUGUUCACUGUGAUCCUAGUUCGAAACUUAAUGUCGUGGAUUCUGGUGAUAAUGAGUCACAACCGGGUUCGGAUGGGUUUAGGCAAAGAACAAAGAAGAGAUGCGAUUUCCAAGGUUUCAGAUUCUCCACUUCUAACUAUUUCACAGAUUCUCUGUCUAGUGAUGAAGCCAUUGAUCAAGACAGAGCUGGACUGGUGAGAAAAUUGGAUAAGCUAAAAGAACAGCUUCUUCAACUUAACGAGCUGCAGAUCUCGAGUCCUUCUUCAAGAUUAGAAAAGGCUCCAUUGCGGUUUUUCAGUUCUGGAAAACAUGCUGCAAGUUCUUCAUAUCACCGUCAUUAUCCAGAACCUGAACCUCCAUAUCUUUAUAGCAAUAACCCUGAUGUUUCUCUGCGUGGUCCGAUGCAUAACUUUUCUCAUGUUCCAGCUUAUGAAGACCCUCUCGGGAUCCAGAUGCGUGAAAGAACUCUGCAGCCAUCUCAUCUGCACAACUCUAGACAGUAUAUUGCCAAUAAUGGUCAUGAUUUGUUUGAUACACACCCACGAAAUGGGAUGUUACAUCAAUCAACUUGCUCUUGUUCCCACUGCUAUGAUCCAUAUCAUAGAGCUUCAGGCUCAGUGUUUCCUCCCUCAGGUUUGCCUGAUGCUCUGCAUAAUGCUGGUUUUUAUCCUCAUGAGAGAAGUUUUGGUCAUAGUCCGAGAACCUAUAUUUCGCAUCCUCCUGGUUCUCAAUCUCCUGGUCCACAGCUCCAUGGAAGAUGUCCGAGUGGAUUUGGGGAUGCGCGAAUGAAUGCUAUUUCUCGUGUUCGUCCCCCGAAAGCUGUAUCAUCUUCAGGUGGUUCUCGUCUAAUCCACCCUGUGGCUGGUGGUGCACCAUUUAUAAACUGUAAAAACUGCUUCAUACUUCUGAAAUUGCCAGACAAAAUAGAUUCUGCGACGAGAAAGCAACAGAGACUGCGGUGCGGAGCAUGCUCUUGUGUAAUAGAUUAUUCCUUUGUUGAUAAGAAACUCAUUCUCUCUAAGGAUCCUGCUUCACCAAAAAAAACAGAAACUCAUAAUAGGUUGAAUUGGGUAACUGCUGCUAACUUCUCAUCUGAUGACUAUGAUAAUACUGCUUAUGAAUUCCAUGCAAUGGAUAGAGGACCGGACAACGUAUCAACUGGUCUGGCUUUGGUUUCUGAAAAAGCUCAAGAAAUGCAGAUUGCGGAUUCUACUUCUCCUAGUGUCUCUGAAGACGAGCUAAGCUCAGACAGUUCAACAGUUAGGAAAGUUACUCCUGAUUCACCUCUUCACAAACACUUUGAAUACUCUUCAACCAAUGUUAGGGACCGGUCUGGGCCAAGGAGCCGCAGCUCUCGUUCAGAACUGGACAAGGUCACGCAGAGAAAAACAGCCAUGAGACAGAACUCUAUGAAAGAUGCUUCAGUUGCAAUUGAGAUGGACUUUAAUGAUUACUCUCACAACAAUGAAGUGUCUCAAGAUUCGGCAAAUGACUAUACAGAUGAUCAGGGAAGAACCAAGCAGGGCGGAUUCGCGAGUAUUAUGAAGAAUAGCUUCAAGGAUCUGAAGAAGUCUAUACAGAACGAAAGCAGAAGUGAUGUCUCAGUAAAUGGGCAUCCUGUAGCUGAACGUCUGGUGAAAAUGGCAGAGAAGCAGGCUGGACCAAUUAGGCCAGGAAACUACUGGUACGACUACAGAGCUGGAUUCUGGGGAAUAAUGGGAAGUCACUGUCUUGGAAUAUUACCGCCUUUCAUUGAAGAGCUCAAUCACCCAAUGCCAGAGAAUUGUGCUGGAGGAACCACAAGAGUCUUUGUGAAUGGAAGGGAGCUUCACCAGAAAGACCUGCGCUUGCUCAAUGCCAGAGGUCUCCCACGCGACAGAGAUCGAUACUACACUGUUUACAUCUCAGGUAGAGUAAUAGACGAAGAUACCGGUGAAGAGCUAGAUAGUCUUGGCAAACUUGCCCCAACGGUCGAUAAGCUAAAGCGUGGGUUCGGGAUGAGAGUACCAAGGAGAGCUACAUGAAGAGAUCUAAAGGAAUGUUUCAUGACCAUCCCAGUUAUGUUAUUGUAUUCUCUAAACAUCCGUGUUAGAUUAUCUUAACAUUACUAGGCUGAAACUUUGUUCUAAAUCUACAGAGCCUAGUGAUCAAUGUAAAGAAUGAGAAAGUGGAAAAUGAAAUAUCAUUAUUGGCAA
Molecule: messenger RNA, 2738 nt
Organism: Capsella rubella
Lineage: Eukaryota; Viridiplantae; Streptophyta; Magnoliopsida; Brassicales; Brassicaceae
Exons: 5
Coding region: 270-2567 (765 amino acids)
Biological process (GO): regulation of defense response to fungus
Source: RefSeq, a predicted model, not a curated record